This is a messenger RNA of Erythranthe guttata (spotted monkey flower), 1517 nucleotides long. RefSeq names its product B-box zinc finger protein 20. NCBI's taxonomy places the organism in Eukaryota, Viridiplantae, Streptophyta, Magnoliopsida, Lamiales, Phrymaceae. The record is from RefSeq and is a predicted model, not a curated record. Gene Ontology annotation, molecular function: zinc ion binding. Gene Ontology annotation, biological process: photomorphogenesis; regulation of DNA-templated transcription. Gene Ontology annotation, cellular component: nucleus.
AAAUAUUAAAUAAAAAUGAACUCGAGUAAAUAGAGUAUUCAAAUAAACAAAAACAAAACCCCCCCCUAUCCAUCUUCCUCCAUGUAUAUACUAUAUAUAUACAUAUAUCAUCCUCUACCAUUUUCUAUCUAUCUUGCCAAUUUCAACGCCUCCCUCUCCCCCACCUACUCUUCUUACUUUUCUCCCUCUUCUGAACAAGAAAAAAAACAAAUAUACAUACAGAACAACUGAUUAUACAUACACAUCCAAUGAAGAUCCAAUGUGAUGUAUGCGAAAAAGACGAAGCAUCGGUAUUCUGCGUGGCCGAUGAAGCCUCCCUCUGCGCCACCUGCGACCACCGCGUCCACCAUGCUAACAAACUCGCCGGAAAACACCAGCGCUUCACCCUCCACCACCCCUCUCCUAAACAAUCCCCUCCACUAUGUGACAUAUGCCAGGAGAGAAAGGCUUUGUUGUUCUGCCAGCAAGAUAGAGCAAUUCUUUGCCGGGAGUGUGACAUUCCGAUACACAAUGCAAACGAGCACACUAAAAAACAUACCAGAUUUCUUCUCACCGGAGUCAAACUUUCCGCUACUUGUACCCUUUAUUCCGAAUCAUACCCGACGGAAUCAGCAUCUUCUAGUUUGACCAACAGCAGCGCUGUUUCGAAUGUCAACGCCCGAGAUUCGAACUGUACACCUUCUAAUGCAAAGGGUGCAACAGUUCAAAGCAGACCACAAGAACCCUGUGCAGACAAAACCAAUGUUGUUGAUCAAUUGAAUAUGAAUAUGAGUAUGAGUGUGAGUAUGAGUAAUGGAUCAAUAAUCCCGGCAAGCAGCAUUUCAGAGUACUUGAUCGAGACGUUGCCCGGGUGGCACGUGGAGGAUUUUCUUGAUUCUCCAUCUCCUUCUCCAUAUGCUUUCUGCAAGAGUGGAGAGAAUGAUUUGGUGUCGCCGUUUUGGAAUGAUGAUGUUCAUCAGAUCAAUAAUAACAGCAGAGAGAGAAUGGGAUUUUGGGUCCCGCAAGCGCCGCCACCGUUGCAUAAUAAUCAGUCUAUAGAUCUGGCAUUUGGAUUACCAAAUAAUGGAUUUAGACAGCUACAACAACAGUCCGAUGAAUUUAUAAAUUGUAAUAACACGACGAAAUCUUCUACUAGAAAAAGAAGUGACGACAACUCAUUUGCCGUUCCACAGAUCAGCCCUCCACCUUCGAACAACACUAAUAAGAAAUCAAGAACUUUCUGGUAGUUCAUGGAGAGGCAGAUUUUUUUUUUCUUUUUUUUUUCUUUUUUUAUGGAUUCCAUUUUUGGUUUUCUUGUUUUAGUUUGAUAUAUUUCUUUCUCGUUUCCCAAUUCAUCGUGCCCUUUCUUUUUGCAUCCCAUGUAGCCGGUGGUUGCAUGAAUGUUUUUGUCUGUAAAUAUCUUGUGUUGAAAAAAAAAAAAAGACAGCUGCUUCUAGAAAUCAAGGAAAGUACGAUGAUUUACAUUAUUAGUCUGGUACAAAGCGUACAAUCCAAUCACAACCCACAAGGUCACUUGU